Xylaria bambusicola is the source of this 885-nucleotide messenger RNA. RefSeq names its product Tctex-1. Gene Ontology annotation, cellular component: cytoplasmic dynein complex; cytoplasm. The coding region runs from base 307 to 798 and encodes 163 amino acids. NCBI's taxonomy places the organism in Eukaryota, Fungi, Ascomycota, Sordariomycetes, Xylariales, Xylariaceae. The transcript has 4 exons. The record is from RefSeq and is a predicted model, not a curated record. Gene Ontology annotation, biological process: microtubule-based movement. Gene Ontology annotation, molecular function: dynein intermediate chain binding.
CUCAUUUCUCUAGCAGUGCCGUACUUACCUACACAAGGCUAUCUAUCUAUCCAACUCGCCCAACCGUUCCCUUCCUCAAUCACUUACUGUGACCUACAUCACCUGCUACCUAGACUACCUGCCUACGAACAAGAAUCCUAGAAAAGUAUCAAUUACACAAAUAAUCAUACACUAUUGUCACAGCUCUCUCUGGCUUCGCUUUCUACUACGAGCGCUUUGUCGUGCCACUUGCGAGCCUGGACCGAAAUUCCCUCCCACCACCCUUGUACGCGACAGUAGAGCUGCUUUCGCACGUCGUCAUACAAUAUGUCUAUGUCUACAGCCAACACGCCCAUCAACCCUACCAGACUGCGGCAAAUCGCAAUGGACGCUUGCCAACUAGCCGUCGGUAGCGCUGAGUACUACGAGCACUCCAAAGUCCAGAGUUGGAACUCCACCAUCAUCAACUCUAUCCUCCGUGCUGUCAUUUCCGAGUCUACACCUAAGGGCGCGCAAGCGCCCACCUUUAAGUAUGUCGUCAAUAGCACCAUUGUGCAGCACCUAGUGCCCACAUCGGCGCUCAACAAGCCCAAGGGCGGAAGCGACAUCAAGGCCGACGAACCUGUAAUCAGCACAAGCACCGACUUACCAUCCGCAACAUCCACAGACGGGAAAUCGCACGUGGGUCGACGUGGCAUGCACUCGGCGACCCAGGCCUUCUGGAACGAGCAGACAGACGGCAUGUGGAGCUUCAAGUACGACGGUGGUGAGGGCAAAGGCAUGGACGUCGUCAUUAGCGUUAUCUGGAUCAGCAUAUAAAGGGGCAUGCCAUCUAUGCCUCUCAAUUCUCGAACCGCAUUGGGCUCAUUCUGCAAACUCGCAACUACCCUAGCAUCACUCAAGCCC